AUGACAAAUUCCUCGGACUCGGAUCAUGGAGUUCGUUUUAAUUGUAAAGUGGAGACCUCAACAAAGGUUCCAAAAUCUGUCCAUGAGUUGACACCAGGAGACAUCAAAGUUAUUGGAGCGAUAGGGGACUCAAUCACAGCUGCAAACGGCGCCCAUGCCUGCAACAUAUUUGAGGUUUUCAAUGAGUAUCGCGGAGCAUCAUGGAGCAUUGGAGGGGAUAAUAAUCUUACACUGGCCCUCACAAUACCAAAUAUUUUGAGACGUUUUAAUCCUGAUCUGAUCGGGUUCUCUUUGGGAGUGGGAAACGUCACGUCCGGUGGGUCAAACUUCAACUGUGCUGUGCCAGGUUCUGAAGCUAGUGACAUGCCCGGGCAAGCAGAGAACUUAGUGAACCGAAUGCGCGCUAAUCCCAACGUGGAUAUUACCAACGAUUGGAAGCUGAUUACCUUGUUCGUGGGAGGCAACGACCUGUGCGAACAUUGCGUACACCCGUCUAAUUUCACGGUGGAAGAUUAUAUUUACGGCAUCACCCAAGCACUGGACAUCUUUCACGAGAAGCUACCUCGUACCUUCGUCAAUGUUGUGGGCCUGAUGAAUAUCACACAGCUUGUCAUACAAGAAAAGGUCAUCUGCACGAUUGUUCACGAAAUACUUUGCGAAUGUAUCCUUAAUCUCGACCUAGGCGAACGACUGACACUGGAGCAGCUCAAUCGGGACUACCAAGAUGCACUGAAGGACCUUGCAAGCGGAGGGAGGUAUGAUACCAGAAGUGAUUUCACCAUUGUAUAUCAGCCAUUCAUGGAGGAAACAGAGUUUCCAAUUGGCGAUGAUGGUAAAGUCGACACUUCGUACAUGGCGCCCGAUUGCUUUCAUCUGAGUGCCAAGGGACAUGCCUUUGCAGCAAGGGAGCUCUGGAGCAACAUGCUUCAGCCAGUUGGCCGCAAAACCGAUGCCUGGGAUCCAUAUGCCACCGAAAUUCCAUGCCCGACCAAGAAAUAUCCCUACUUUGCUACAAUCAAAAAUAAAGACGGCGUGGUGGAUGGGGGAAUCCAGUCCGUUGAGCCGUGUCAUCAGCUCGUACUCGCCUUGCAGUUGCUACUGGCUCUUCUUGUAUUCCUGAAUAAAUAAACUCCUCAAUCCUUAACAAUCAAACAAAACCGUCCACCCUUUACCUCGUUAUCUUCCUGAAAUACCCGGAAAGUAAAAACUUAACUACUGUGACAUAACACGCAAAUACCGGGAUUUUUUUCAUACUGUUGAUUUUCCGAUGUGUAGCGUAUAACAUUUGUUUUUCCGCAACGGUAGCCGUCUUAUAUUGCAUUGUCCCCGAUAUGAAGUUUGUUUGUUUGUUUGUUUGUUUGUUUUGAUUUGGGUGUUUUUGUUUGGGGGGGGGGGGCGGUCAAGAGUUUACAAUACCAAAUUUGCAAUUUUGUUGAGAUUAUGCCUACUCAUUGUUAUAUUCCUGUAUUGCCAUGCACUGCCUUAACGUUACGUGUACCGGGGUUGAAGUGUAAACGACUUCCACAUGGCAAACACGGGUCAAAAUCGCAUAUCAGUCUUUGACUUCAAUCCCAGGCUUUGUAGACCCUCUGUUUUAUAGACCAACUGUUGAAAAGAGCAAGGGAAUUUAUGAGCAAGAAAGACCAUUUCUAUUUCCCCUUUAUUUUGUCACAAUGGCUCAACUUCUUAAAUAUGUAAGAUGCACGUACAUGUCUACAUAAUACCGAGUCAUAUAGCGCAGAUUGUUUAUCACAUUAUAAGUAACCGUUAAAAUGUAUCAUUACUUUGUAAACUUAUUCGCAGUAUUUGUUAGAUUUACUUACAAGACAGAGAACUGUAUAAAUAGAGAGAUAUUACACAUGUAAAGUGCACUAGAAUUAAUUUAACACUCAAAAGUGAAAUUGUCUACAUGAGGAUUGCUUUCGAAUGUGGAACUGAGGAAGGCAAUAUGGUUGAUAAUAUAAUGCACAUGUUAAAAUUGAAUGAUAUAUGGAUUUAUUUGUAUAUCUCGGGUCUGGAUUAAUUGAUGAUUCUUUAUUUUGGAUUUAAAAUCACAAAAUCUGAUAAGUUAAUCGCAGACCGUUUUUUAACCAUUUGAAUUAUUACAUCGUUUAGUCUCCGUGUGCCCAUAGUUCAACAUCAUCUGCACUCACAGGGAUAGCUAUCGGAUUGUCUCCUAGCUAGGACAGGUAGAGGUUGUUACUACGCAUUACACGGCGCUUCAAAUGAUAUGAUACCUUUAGAGUUUCACUGCACUCAAAUAACCGUUGUAGUGCCGUUUAGAUUAUCGACUAUUAUGGCCGUUGAAGUAAACAAAGCAUAUUUUGAUCUUUUGAUUGUUGAUGUAACAUUUCAUUAUCUAAACAGCGAGUUGUUAACCUAUAAAAGCGUGAUUAGUGUUCCUAUGGAGUGCGCAUUAUCUUUUGUAUUGAUCUUUCUCAACAGAAUUCGCAAUUUAAUCUCAAUUCUCCCUCGGUUUUAUAAUGACUUCAACAGUUCUUCAAAUGACGAUGUUGUGGUAAGACGAGUUCAAAGGGUAUCUGGGGAACAUUCCUUUGUGUCGUUAUUUACAGACUUGAUGAA
Messenger RNA from Patiria miniata (bat star), 2583 nucleotides. Its product is annotated as phospholipase B1, membrane-associated-like. Gene Ontology annotation, molecular function: glycerophospholipase activity. Lineage: Eukaryota; Metazoa; Echinodermata; Asteroidea; Valvatida; Asterinidae. The transcript is spliced from 13 exons. Gene Ontology annotation, biological process: phospholipid metabolic process. The coding region runs from base 1 to 1128 and encodes 375 amino acids. The record is from RefSeq and is a predicted model, not a curated record.